This is a messenger RNA of Galleria mellonella (greater wax moth), 676 nucleotides long. RefSeq lists its product as uncharacterized. Gene Ontology annotation, molecular function: odorant binding. Bases 71 to 529 code for a protein of 152 amino acids. The record is from RefSeq and is a predicted model, not a curated record. The transcript is spliced from 5 exons. Gene Ontology annotation, biological process: sensory perception of smell. NCBI's taxonomy places the organism in Eukaryota, Metazoa, Arthropoda, Insecta, Lepidoptera, Pyralidae.
ACGAAAAUUAUCAGUACCAAUAUUUUCCAGUCGUGUGUUAAUAUCAUCCCGAAGUCUGAGACUACCCACAAUGUAUCGUUCAACCAUUUUAUUUUGUUGUCUGUGUUUAUUCAAUUUUAUGCAUUCAACUAUUGCCAUUACGGAUGAACAGAGAGCUCAAAUCCAUCAGCAUUUCGAAAUGAUCGGCAUUGAGUGCAUAAAUGAUCAUACAGUCACCGAAGAUGAUAUCACGAAUUUGAGAACCCGGAAGCUACCGUCUGGUGCAGGCGCACCGUGCUUUUUAGCCUGUAUGAUGAGGAAAAUUGGAGUGUUGGAUGACCAAGGACUUAUGCAAAAAGAAAAUGCUUUGGAACUCGCAAGAAAGGUUUUCGAAGACGAGGAAGAGGUGCAGAAGAUUAGCGACUAUAUGCAUUCAUGUGCGCAUGUAAAUACAGCAUCAGUUAGCGACGGUGAAAAAGGUUGCGAGAGAGCGUUCUUGGCCUAUAAAUGCAUGAUGGAAAAUGCCCCGCAGUUCGGCUUCGAUAUUUAAUGAAUACUAUGCAAGAUAACAGAAAGUGGCUCACAAUGCAUCUAUUUCAACUUGACAAGGCUUUCAAUUUGUUUUAAAUAUAAUCGUAUUAACAGAGUUAAGUAUUUAAUUAUUGUUCUUAUUUAAUAAAUUUUAUGCUCAUUGAAA